AUGAAUAAGGUAUUAUUAAAUAUCCUUAGACAGACUAAAAUAUUUAUAAACAAAAUAUAUAUUAGUCUGAUAUUUCUUCAGAGUUUGGUGUUUUACAACAUACCAAUAAAAAGUAUCGAUAUAAAAGAUAUAAACAUCGAGUUUGAUUUGAUUAAUAAAAUAAUUAAUUUUUUUCGGAAAAAUAAAGUAGCUAUAAAUAAUGUGAAUACAAAUAAACAAAAAAAAAAAAAUAAUAUACACAUUAAGUCUAUAAAUAUAAUACUUGACUUUGAAGAUUAUGAGACAUAUAAUUCAUAUUAUAAUAUUUAUCGAAAAUUAAUAUCAGAGGAAAAGAAGAAAUGGGGAAUUGUCUAUAAUUUUUUUUAUUAUAUUUUUGUUUUUCUUUUAAAAUUAAUUAUAAAAAAUUAUUACAUAAAUGUAGAAAAAAUUCAAGUCAAAAUAUUUUAUAAUUAUAAACAUAGACAUAGUAAAAUUUGUGAUAAUAUAAAAGCCAUAUCCAAAGGAAAGACUAAAUAUUAUUUUAUAUUUCGAGAUAUAUCUAUUUUUACAAAUAAUAAUAUAGGAAAAGAAUAUGAAUAUAACAACUCACAAAAAUUCAGUGAUACACAUAAAGAGAAUAUAUUUGUUCAAAAAAAUGAAUUAAUCCCAAUAAAUACAAAAACAAAUCAGAGUGAUGAUAAAGGAAAUAAUUGUGAAAAUUCAGAUUCUCAUAAAUAUUUACUUUUUUGUAAAGAAUUUAAUAUACUUAAAGAAAGCAAUAAUGGAAAAAGGGACGGAGGGAUAAAAAAAAAACUAUUUUUUAUAAAAAACAUUUUUUACUAUUUUCAGGAAAAUCAAAUAUUAAUUCCGCUCAUAUAUAUUAAUUUAAAAGAAUGUGAGUUUAAAGAAAUUAUGUUUUUAUCACAUAAUACAAAAAUAGAUUAUUAUUUAAAAGAUUUAAUAAAUGUUGCAAAGAAAAGCAAUUUCACAAAAAAAAUAAACGAUAGUAAUGGAAACUAUAAGGAGUAUAAAAAUAAAUAUGAUUUUUUUUUAAAUUUAACAAUUUACAUAAACAAGGCAUUUACUAAUAUUAGCCUGAAAGAUAAUAUAAUAAAAGCUGUAAUUAAUUCAACCCUUUUAAACAUUAAAAUAAAUGAAUAUUAUGAUACUAAUUAUCAAAUUAGCGAUAUCUUCAAAAGAUCGACUAAUAAUACUAUAUCAGAUAAUCCAAAUAGAAAAUAUAAUAGUACCGAUUUUGAACUUUCAUUUAUGUCUUUUCUUAUUUAUACUGAAAAAAAUUUAAUUUCAUUAAAUUUGAAAAACAAAAAUAAAGAAAAAAAAUAUAUGAAUUUGUGUGAGGCCUUAUAUAAUAAUAAUCCUCAAAAUAAUUUAUUAUUAAAUGAAGAAAUUGAUAAAUGUAAUUUAAAAUAUAAUAUAAAUAAUUUCAAUUUGGUAUAUUAUAAAUAUAGAAAAUUUCUUAACAUGAAAAAAGAAAAUGAAGAAAAAAUAAAUGUUUUCAAAAAAAACUAUAAUAAAUGUGAUAUAAUUUUAACCAACAUAAUUUGUAUAUUUGAAAUUGUAAAAUGUAUAGAUGUUUAUAAUUUGAUUCAAAAGCGCUUUUUACAACGAACAUAUUUAAGUGAACUAAUAAAAAAUAAUAAAUUUUCCUUAUCAACAUAUAUUAUAAAAUACACACCAUUUAUUUGUAUUCGAAAUAUUUUUCUUUAUAUAAAUAAAAAUAUCGAUAAACUUGAUAUACUAUAUAGUAAUGUGAUUUUAACAAAUAGAGAAGAAGAAUUGAGAUAUUACAAUAAUACUGUCAUAAAUUUUAGAGAAGAAAUAAUAAAAAUAAAAAUUAAAGAAAUAUGUAAUAUUAAAGGUAUUAAGAAAAACUAUACACCGAUAAAUAUCGACGAAAUUAACGAGAAUGUUAUAAAACAAAAUUAUAAUAAUGAUGAAGAUAAUAAUCAAUGUUGUUUUUUUUCUUCUGAACAAUAUAAUUAUGAACAGAAUGCAAUAGAUAGUUUCGAUUUUUUAGUGAAAGAUAUUAUUGUUAAAAGUGCUUAUUUAGAAAAUAAUAUUUUAUAUGAAUAUAAUUUAAAUGAUAAUAUAAAUAUUGUUUUAAAAAUAAAAAACAAAGAAAAUGAAUAUGGAAUUGUUACAAUAUAUCUACAUACUUCUACAUGGUAUUUAUUACCUGAACAUGUUAAUUUUUUUUAUUAUAUAUACUCCAUUUAUUGCACCCACAUGAAGAAAUACACACACUUACUAAGGAAUCCUAUGAGAAAAAAAAUAAAGCGAGUAACAGAAAAUAAAAGAAACUUUCCAUUUUUUGUAAAUGUUAUAGCAAAUAAUUGUAAUAUAAACUUAUUUUGCAUAUCUGAAGAUUUUAAAGCAAAUACUAUUGGCACAAAUGUAGGAACAAAACGAGUUAUCCACACAUGUAACAGUGUUAUAAAUAAUAAACUAAUUACAGUGAAAAAUGAAAUGUGCCCAAAAAAAAAAUUAAAACCUAUUAAAAUAUCAUUCAAUUUAAAAUAUAUAUUAAAAAUAGAAUCAGAAAAAGAGGAAAUACGAAGAUUUUUCUUUAAAUAUUACAACUAUUUUUUUCUUGGUAAUGUGAAUAUACGAUUUAAUUAUUACAAAAAUUUGUUAAAAAACGUAUUAGAAUUUAAAAAGGAGAGAGCAAGAAAAAAAAAAGACAAAAGCUUUUUUUACAUGAACUGUCAAGGUAAAAUGGAAAAUAAUUAUGACUUGUUAAUAAAAAUUGUUAACAAAAAUAUUUAUGUAAAUAUAUUUAAUAAAGCCAAAAUACUUUUUAUAAAUUGUAUUAUAUAUCAAAUAUACUUAGCAACUCGAAGAAUAAUAUAUUUGCAGGAUUCUAUUAAUUUGAGAAUGAAAGAAUCUAUAAAAAAAAUUAGAUUGAUAAGAAAAAAAAGGAAAAAUAACAUUUAUAAUGUAUUAUUAAAAAAGUUAAAAUAUACAAUUAAUCAUAUUGGUGAUACAGAAGAAAUUAAAAAUAAUUCAGAAAAUAAUUACACACUAGAUAGUAGUUACAAUUAUAAACAUACAAUAUAUAGAAACAUAAAAAAAUAUUGUAAUAGUUAUGAAAUAUAUAAAAAUAAUUUUUUAAAUAAAAUAAAGUCUAAAUAUAAUAAUUAUAAAUCACUAAAAUAUUUAAUACAAAUAAAAAUUAAAAGCAAAAUACAUUUUAUAUCAUUUUUUGACGAUUUGUGUAUGACUGAAUUAAGAAGUUUAAAAAAUAGUAAUUUCCAAAAAAAUCAAUACAUAAUAAAUUUGGAUACAAAUGUUUGUAUUUAUUAUUUUGAUUUAUUAUGUAAAAAUAAUGUGAGAAAAAAUAAUUUUUUAAAAUUGUACAUUGAUUUUUAUAAGUUGCAAUUAAAUAAGUAUACAAGUUUUAAUAAAAUAUAUAAUGUACUAAGUUUUAUGAAAAACAUAAAAAAAAGACAUGAACAAGGUAAGGAAUUUUCGUUCUUUUCUACCAAGCAAUUAUGUAAAAUAUUUUCACAUCGAAAUUUGGAUCAUAUAAUAAAUGAUGAAGAAAACAAAGGGUAUUUUACAAUAACAUCAGAAAUAAAAAAUUUUGAUUUUUUCACCAAAUUUUAUAGUUAUGCUAAAAAGGGUGAAAAACGUGAUAUUUUUUAUAAACAUAGAAAAAGUGCAAAUGUGUUUAAUACUAAUACAAAAAUAUAUGGUAAUAAAAUAUAUUUAUUAUAUAAGACAAAUGAUUUUUUUACUUUUUUAAAUAAAUAUUUUCUUAACGAUUUUUUGAAUUUAUUUUCAUCAAAGCAUAGUUGUGAAAUCAAAGUUGUAAAUUUUAAAAAAAAUAAUUAUAGCCAAUUGUACAAUUUUAACGAAAAUGAAGCAAAGGAUAUCUUUUCCCUUAGAAAUAGUAUGAUGUUAAAACAACAAAAUUUGCAAUGCGAUGUUGACAAUGCUGAUAAUGAUAAUAACCAUAUGGUUAAUUACACCGUUUCUACAGAUGAAAAGCAAAUUAAUGAUUUUAAAAAUUAUAAAAUAAGACAAAAAAAUAUGAAAACACAAAAUGGAAUAAGCCUAAAUAAAUACAAUCUCACAUUUAAUGAUGUCACUUUAUUUGCUCCCUCAAUUCAUAACAAUAGAAAUGUUAUUAUUGUGCAAAAUAGUGUACAUAUAAAGAAUAAAUUCGUUUUAAAAAAAAAAGAAAAAAAUAAUAAUACAGAUAUAUAUAAUAAAACAAUUCGGCUUUACGACAAAAUAUUCAUUUAUUUUUUAAAUAAUAUAUGCUUUUCACAUCACAGUAGAAAUCCUAUUUUGAAAAAUAUAAAUAUAUUAUUAAUUUAUUAUAGAAAUGUUAUUUACAAAUCAAAUAGCUUUGCUAUGUUUAUAUAUGCUACUGGGAAUGCAUAUAUAUCCCCUAAAAGUUACACACUUUUUCAAAAUGUAAUGGUUGAAAAUUUUCUUAACAACAAUGUGGAAUAUUUUGAGAAAAGACAAUACAUAAAGGAUCCAAGAUAUAUUGAAAAUAAAUAUAAAAGAAAUGGAAUGAUAUAUAAUAAAAAAAAUUGCAAAAAUAUUGAAAAAUGGAAAAGUGAAAAAAAAGACAAAUUAAAAAAAAAUCUUAAAAUCGUUAUACAUUUGAUAGAUAUACAUAUAUUUUUAGAAAGUGAUAAAUUUAAUAGCAGAAUAAGUUACAUUUUUAUUAAAUAUUGCUUGAUAAAUAUUUUUAGAUAUGUAAAUGACAACAAUAAAAUGAUAACAAAUAUAAAAUCAGUUACACCUCUUAUUUUAAACUAUACUUACAAAUACCCAUAUGAUGUAAUUGUUUAUUAUAAAAAAAUAAAAAAUAAAAAAAGUUAUUUAAAAUAUUUGUUAAAUAUGAAAGAUAUAAAAAAUGAAGAAAAUGUCAGUACAUUUAGCUCAUUUAUUAACACAAAAAUUAAUAAAUAUAAUAAUUUACUAAUUACAAAAAAAAAUAAAAUUGUUGAAAUUUUUUAUUAUAGAUAUAAAAGUGACAUUAUUGGGUGUAAUGUAGAAAAUCAUAUAUUUAUUAAAAUGAAAAAAAUUUAUAUAAUAACUGAUAUAUUUCAGUUAUUUAAUUUUUAUAAUUUAUAUUUUGUUGAUGAAAAAAAUUUGUUUAUAUAUACAUUUGAGAAGUACCUUCAAAAAGAAUAUUAUUCUAAUUCCAUGAAAAAUAAAAAAAUAAUAACAUGGGCCACAUAUAGAAAUACACAAGAUAGUUCUGACGAUACUUUUAUUGAAGAAGAUAACACAGAUUACCUUGUAAAAAAAAAAAUAAAUAUUUUAAAAAAAACAGAAAAAAUAAAAAGACCUAACAAUUAUCUUAUUUAUUUCUACGAAAACAUGGUGAAGUUUUUAACACCCAAUGAUUUUAGCUCCUAUGAUUAUUUAGUACAUACUAAUAAUAUAUACAAAAUUAAUUUAUAUGCUGAACAUGCUCAUUUAUUUGUAAAUUUAUUAUUAUAUGAACAUUUACUGAAAUAUAAAAAUGAGUAUAAUGUCGAACAAUCAGCUAAAAUUGAAAAAUCAAACCAAUUUUGUAUCAUUUACAAAGGGUGUGUAAAUUUUCUUCUAUUGUUCAAUUUGAGAAAAAGUUUAUUUUUUGAAUUUUUUAAAAAAAAAAAACAUAUUAUUUUCAACAAUUAUUUUUUUGACAAAAUUAUGAAAAACGACCUGACUUGUUCAGAAAAUAUAUCCCAAUUAUCUCGCUCCGAAAAAAAAACAAAAUUGUCUUGCCCUUCAAAACAAUUGAAUUUUUUGCGUUCGUCUUUUUAUCCAAACAACUACAUAAGUGAUGAAUUAGAAGAAACAAUAUUUUUCAAAUGGAAAAUAAAUAAAAAAAAUAAUUUGUAUUUAUUAAAUAAUUCAAAUUUUUAUUGUAUAAGCAAAAAUAUUAAUAUAGAUAUGUACGUAAAAAAAGAAAAGGUAAUUUAUUUUAAUAACAAUAUUAAAGUAACAAAAUAUAAUAAGUUUUAUUUUAAUAAUAUUUUCCUGAAUGAUGUAAUGAAUAAAAAUAUAGGAUCGAGUCAUGUUAAUGGAAAUGAUUUAUUUGAUAUAAAAAUAAGCAUGGAUAUAUCUCAAAAAAAACAGACAAAUAUAGAUAGCCUUAGAAAUGUAUUUAAAAAUUAUAAUAGUUUAUUUCCAAUUGAUAGUACAAAUUAUGUCAUAGAAGAAAUGAUCAAAAUGGAAAACGAAAAUGAAAAUGGAAAUGAAAACCUGUUUGAAAACCUGAAUGGAGCUGUUUUAUAUGAUAAGAAUAUAAAUGUGGAAUUUUGUGAAUUAAAUAAUGGUUGCCAAAAUAAACACGAGAAUGAAAAUAUAACUUAUAAUGAUAUAAAAAAUGAAAAAAUGUUUUCAUCACCGAAAUAUAUAAAUGUGAAUAUAAAACAUUUCAAAAUAAAAAUAAGAUUAAAAGAUAUAAUAUAUAUAUUAAAAAAAAUAUAUGAACUAAAUUAUUGUUUGAAUUAUUAUGAAGAAAUAAAUUUAAUUCUGUAUAAACAAUGUGAAAAAAAUAUAAUAAAAAAUAGUUAUGUCUAUAAAUUAAAAAAAAGAAAAAAAGAAAAAACAUAUUUAACAAUGCUUUUUAAUAUAGUAAUAAAUAAUUUGAAUAUCGAGUUGUUUGAAACAAUGCAUUAUUAUAGAUAUAGAGAAUUUAAGAAAAUAAAAAUUGCCCAAAUAAAUAUAAAAGGAAAUUGUAAAUAUAUUUCUUCAUAUAAUAAAAAUGAGGUAAUAAUAAAAAGACAUGAUUUAAAUUGUAUUUAUGAUUUUAAUUUUUUUAAAAAUAACAUAUCUGAAAAUUUUGUAAAAAAUGUGCAAAUACACUUUGUUUGGGUAAAGUCAAAAGAUGAAAAUAAUUUUUUUUUUGUUUUUAAAAAUAAACCUAUCAAUAUAUUUUUAAGUAAAAAUAUUUUCAGAAAAAUUAUGUAUCUUUAUGAAGAAAUCAUAAAUAAUUGGUGUAAAAAUAAUGAGAUAUUUAAUAAUAUUAAAAAAAGAUAUAAUGAUAUGGAAACUGAAAAUUUAGGAUAUAAAAAAAACAACAUUCUAGAUUUUUAUAACGAUAAAUCAGUAAUAAUAAAUAAAAUCCAAGAAAAGGUAUUUUCCUAUCAAAAUAAAGAGAUUUUAAAAAAUAAAGAAAAAAAAAAUAAAACAGAAAUAUUUCAUUUAAAAUGUGGAGAAUAUAUUUUAUUUUUACCAGAAUGCAAAAAAUACGUAAAGAAUAACAAUAUAUUAUUAUAUAAUGAUUGUGGAUUUUAUAAUUUAAUUUCAAAUGUAUGUAUACACAAUAAUACAAAUUUAGACAUUAUAUUUUUACACAAAUGUUAUAAAUAUUAUAAAUAUUUUUUAUAUGCUAAAAAAAAAACAUAUAUAAGUUCCUAUGAUCUUGAAAAUGAUUCAUUUUUUUUAUUUAUUUUUUACAAAAAAAAAUUAUAUAUGUCUUAUUCUUUUUCAAAGGAAGUAUUACAAGGUAAUGAAUCAAAUGGGUAUAACUUUUAUUCAAAUAUUAAUAUUAACAAAAUUAAGAAAGAAUGCAUGUUUGGUGUAGAUCCGAAUGGUAAUGUUAAAAAUAGUAAUGCACUUCGUAUCUUUAAAAAAAUAUUGCACUUUAAAAAUGUUGAAUAUCUACAAUUUGAUAACACAAAUAUAUAUAAUCAAUCUGAAAAAAACAAAAAUAAAAAAGGUAUUUCUAUUCAAAAUUUGUACAAAAAUAUUCAAAGAAAAUACAUAAAAAUUAUAUCAAAUAAUUAUGGUGAAAAUGACAAUAUAAAAAUAAAUGAAAAUAAUGAAAAUCUUGUCUUAAAUAUUAUUUUAAUUCAAAAUUACAAAAAUUUGUAUAUAUAUAUAGAUAAAAUUAUAACUUUAAAGAAUCUGCUUCCUCUACAAAUUUGUUAUAAUGUUCAAGGAACUAAAUGUGUAAUAAAUAAAUAUAAAACUAAAGAAAUAUAUUUCAAAAAUAUAAACUUAAAUGAUAACCAUAAUAUUUUGGUAGGAAAUAAGUUAAAAGUCGUAAACAGCGAAAAACAAAACAAAAGUGUUUCAAAAAAUUUGAUAGAAAACGAUAAAAAUGUGGAUAAAAUAAAAGAGUUUCCAAACAAUGCUGCAUAUUAUAUUAAUGUAAUAAAAAAAAAUAAUUCUAUUAUAUUUACAUGUCAAACUCUAAUAUGUUUGUACAGCUUUUCAGAGCAUUAUAUAGAAAUAAAUAAAAAAAAAAUAUUUUUUUUUAACAGCUCUGUAAAUAAUACAAAAGAUAUAACUAUACCAAGUAUAUAUAACAUAAAAAAUAUGAAAUGUUUUAUGGGCGUUUUUAACGAACCUUUUGAAAAUGUUAUUUUCGAAAAACAUCAAAUUAAUAAUAUCACUCAAAGGAAAUUUAAUGAUAUUUGUCUUAUAGACACAAUUGAAAAUAAUAAAUAUUUGUUUUUUUAUAAAAUAGAUUUAUUAAAUACUCAAAAUAAUAAGAAACAAAAUAUGGGAUGUGAAUAUUAUCAUAAUGUUUUAUCUAUAUAUCCUAAAUACAUUAUACAAAAUGAAUCAAAAGUAGAUAUAUGGAUGUUUUCGAUUUUUAACGAAUUUGAAAUCUAUAAAAUUGAACGAUGUUCAACUAAAGUCAUUAAUACAAUAUUAGACAAUGGAAAUAAAAAUAAUUUACUUUUUUUUUUUAAGAUUAAGAAUAGAAAUGAUAAAAAUAAUAAUUAUUUGGAUGUAUGUGGUCCAAUAAAUAUAGAAAAAGAAGGUUCAUAUAUUUUUUCUCUUAAAAAAAAUAAUCCAAUAUUAACUAAUUCUGGCCAAAAUAAACAAAUUAAGAAUUUUCACAAUUUUUUGAAUUUAAAAUUUAGAAUUCAUAAAGGUGAAACGUGUAAAUAUUUUACUGAACCAUUUAAUAAUUCAACUUUUAUAAAAAUAAAUAAACAUAAAACCAACAAAAAAAAACUCGAAAAAUAUAUUACAUAUAUAAAUAAUAAUAGUAAUAUAACAUAUAAAAUACCUGGAAAAAAUAAUAUUAUGAAUAUAUAUAAAUAUAUAGAAAAAAAUGAACAAAUUAAAAAAAUAUACUUAUAUAAUAAUACUGGUUAUGGAGUAAUAAUAGAUAUUAUGCAUUAUAUUGAGCUUAUUUAUAUUAUAAAAAAUGAAAUGAAAAAAGAUAAAGAUAUCAUAAAAUUUGCUGAAAUCGAAUCAGUUAGUUUUUCUUACCUUAACAAUGAAUUUGAUAAAGACAAUGCCAGAACACACCAUUCAUUGAUAUAUAAUAACUCUGAAAAGGAAAAUAAUAGUGAAAAAGAAAAAAAUAAUAAUGAAAUAGACAAGAAUAAUACAUUUGAAAAAAUAACAAAAGAUGAUAUAAAUAAUAUAUUAAAUAAUAAACAUUUAAUACAUGAAUAUUUAAAAAAAAAUAAACAAAAUUUUAGAUAUCUAAAAAAAAAUAGUAUUUUACUUUUUCCAUUACGAAAAAAUAAAAAUAUAAAAAAUUUUUUUUUACUUUUAUAUCCAUUUAAACAAACAAACAAUAUUCACAUUUGUAGAGUAUCAUUGGAAAAAAAAAUAAAUAUAGUAAAAUUUGUUGAAAAUAAUAAAUCUAUAUUUUUCGAAUUUUGUAUUAUUCAAAAAAAAAAAAAAAUUUUAAUAAAAUUUUCACAAUAUUUAGACAAUGUUGUACAAAUAAAAGGGAAAGUAAAUUUGAAUUUAUUGUCUAUGCAAAAUAUGAAAAAUAAACAGAUUAAAGCAGAACAUUACAAUAUAGAAAAAGAAAAAAAAAAUAACAAUAUAGACAUUUAUAAUAAUUCAAAUAAUGUUAAAAAAAUCCAAAACAAUUUUUUCAAUUACAUUUUAAAUAAUAAAAAAUAUAUUACAUUAUUUAUGAGAUCCUUUAACAAGAAUAGAGAUUUAUCGCUUGAAAUAAUUAUAGACAUAUUUGAGAUAAAUAAAAAUGAUAAUUUAUUUUGUAGAUUUAAAAACAGAAAAAAUACAAAUUUAAGCAAAGUUAAGAAACAUGAAAAAUACCGAAUUAUGCGUACAAUUUAUUGUUAUGAAACUUUCACAAAACACAAUAAAAAUUGUAUAAAUAUAAAAUAUCAUAAAGAUAUAAAACAGUUUAAUAAUAAAAAGAAUAGAAAUAUAAAUAGAAAUAAGAAAAAAAAAUUACCUCGUAUUAUUCAUCAUAUUAAUAAGGAUGUAACAUUUUCUGAACACGUUAAAAAAAAUAAAAUAAUUUUUUCAAAUCAAAAAAAUGAAGAAAGAAAAAAAAAUUCGAAUUGUUAUAUAAUACUAAAUAACGAUAUAAACAUAAAUAUAUUUUCAUCAAUUUUAAUAAAAAAUGUUGAUAUUUCUAAACUGUAUUAUAGUAAUAAAAGGCCGAUGCCACAUGACCAUGUAAACUGUAUAGAAUAUACAAGCACUGAUAAAGAAAAUGAUAAUGAAAAUGAUAAUGAAAAUAAUGAUAUAUAUCACGAAGAAAAAUUCAGCAAAUAUUUAUUUAAAAAAAAAAAAAAUGCACACAUAUAUACAGUGAGCUUAACAAAUUUAAAUAUUUAUUUUAAAAAAAGCAAAACUAAUACUAAUGAUUCUCAAAAUCGAUUUUAUUUAAAUAUAGAUAAUUUGUCUAUAGUCGAUUUUUCAACAAAUGUUGUAAAAAAAAUUUUAUUUAAAAGUUGUCAAAAUAAUAUAAUAGACGAAAAGGGUAACCAAAAUGCACAACUCGAUAUAAAAGAUAUUAAACAAAAUAAUGAAAAUAAGUUCAUAACGUUUGAUAUAAUAUAUAAAAUGAGUUUCAAUUCUUUGUUUAUUCAAAAGUUUGAAUUAUUAUUUUUUUGUCCAUUACACAUAUACUUAUCAUUAGUAAGCAUAGAAAAUUUCAAUUAUUGUUAUAAAAAAUUUUUAAAAAAAAAAGAAAAAAUUAAAAGUGUCACAAAAGAAAAUAAACUAUCAUUUUGUUUUAAUCCAAGAAAUAGUAAUACUAACAAAGAAAGAUGGAUUUACAAACUUUUGAAAUGUCAAAAUAAAUAUGCUAAACAAUCUUUAAAAUUUAACACAUGUUAUAAAGCUAUUUACAAUAUUAAUGAUACAGGAAAAGAAAUAAAAAUAAAAAUAUAUAAUUUAAAAAUAAGUAAUAUAAAUAUUGUCUUUUCAUUUUCAAACAAAAAUAUAUAUAAUAUAGAACGAUAUAAAAAUGAAAAUAAAAUAUUUAAAACUAGAAAUAUAGAUCUAAAUGAUGAUUCAAAUAAUUUUUUUUUCAACUUUAAACUAGCAUUUUUAAAUAAAAUAAAAAAUGCAAAUUUUGAAAUAAAUUCAUUACAUUUAAAAAAAAUAAAAGAAAAAAAUAUAUUAGAAUUUAUAAAUUAUAUAUUAGAUUAUUAUAUAAAAGAAUUAUACAAAAAUCUAUUUUUUUAUAUGACAAAAAUGAAUAUAAUAAACAAAUACAUUUUUAAUUAUUCUAACCUUUUUAAUGAACUUAUGGAUAAAAAAAAUAUAUUUAAUUUCGUAGACAUAACAUCAGGUCUUAAAUAUUUAACAAAUGAAAUUCAUGAAAAAAGUAAUGUCUAUUUAGAAAACAUAAAUAUAUUUUCAGGAUCUAUAGGAUUUCAAAAUGAUUCAAAAGUAAAACCUUUAGUUAAAAAACUCAGACAAACAAACGAAACGUUAACUAGUAUGAAUAUAAAUCAAAAUAAUUUAGGGAAAAAUUAUAGUAGAAUAAACAUGUCAUUAAAAAGAAAACGAAAUAAAAGUGCAGAAAAUGAAAAAGAAAAUAUUUAUAAUAACAAUGAUCAUAUUUUCACAAACUUUGAAAAUAUGAUUGUUUUAAGUGAUUCAAAUUAUUGUAUAUAUAGAAAAAAAAAAUCAAAAAUAAAUAAAAUUAAUAAUAAAUUAUUUUAUUUUAACAAUGAUAAAAAAGUAUUUAUUUUUGAUGAUAAUCAAACAAACUAUAAUAAUAUCGAUUAUAAUUUUAAAGAAAUGUAUAAAUCUGAUCAAAAAAAUAACAUCAUUUCAAAUUCAAAACAAGUUAUAAUAAAAACACAAAAAAAAGAAACUUCAAAUAAUUUUAACAUUUUUAAUAGUGCAAUUAAAAAUAUAGGAAAAGAUAUAAUGUCUAGUAUCAAUUAUUACCUUUAUGAUAAUAAUGAAAAUGAUUUAAAAAAAAAAAAAAAAAUUAUUUUAGAUUAUUUUUGUGAAAAAGCCCAAAAUUUAUCUCAAGACAUCAAACAUAAUCCUUCAGAUGAGAGAAAGAUAAAUGAAAUAGAAGUACGAAAAUUUACAACAUAUACUACAAUUUACAAAAAAAGGCAAAUCAAAUACGAUAGUAGCCCGUUCAGAAUAUGCAAUUUCUUGGAUUAUCCAUUAAUAAAAAGACUAUUUAUCGAGAAUUACCUUAAUGACACAGAAGAAAAAUUGCUACUUAUAUUUUGUGAUGAAUAUAUAAUAAAUUUAAAUAAUGAAAAUAGAAUAAUUAUAAAAAAGAAAAAUAUAAUUAAGAUCGAGAUUGUUUGCAAAUAUUUUAAUUUAAUUUUUGAAAAGGACAAAAGUUUAAUGCAUAAUAUAAAAAAUAUAAUUAAAAAAAAUAAUCAGAAUUUUUUAGGCUACUAUUUUGAUGUCUUAUUUAAAAAAAAAAUAAAAAAUGAAAAAAAAUUAAUUCAUAAAAUAAAGAAAAAUAAAAUAAGAAUUAUUUAUUUCUUAUAUUAUAUUUUUUAUUUUAUUUACAACUAUGAUCAACGUCUUAAAAAAAUUACUAAAUCUUAUUCUUUACAUCAAGAAAAUAUAAAACCUACUAUUAUAAUAUUUGAAACCACAAAAAAAGUUUUCUUUUCUUUUUCAUCAAUUAUAUAUUUAAAUAUGUUUUAUUUUAAUCUUAGAGAUUUUAUUUUUAGUUUUUUAAAACAGUCAUAUUAG
Plasmodium berghei ANKA is the source of this 12876-nucleotide messenger RNA. Its product is annotated as conserved Plasmodium protein, unknown function. The coding region runs from base 1 to 12876 and encodes 4291 amino acids. The record is from RefSeq and is a predicted model, not a curated record. NCBI's taxonomy places the organism in Eukaryota, Apicomplexa, Aconoidasida, Haemosporida, Plasmodiidae. The transcript is spliced from 3 exons.